This is a messenger RNA of Paecilomyces variotii, 1129 nucleotides long. RefSeq names its product phosphomannomutase. Gene Ontology annotation, cellular component: cytosol. Lineage: Eukaryota; Fungi; Ascomycota; Eurotiomycetes; Eurotiales; Thermoascaceae. Gene Ontology annotation, molecular function: phosphomannomutase activity. The record is from RefSeq and is a predicted model, not a curated record. The transcript has 5 exons. Gene Ontology annotation, biological process: mannose metabolic process; protein N-linked glycosylation; GDP-mannose biosynthetic process. Bases 173 to 982 code for a protein of 269 amino acids.
CCCCGCCCAAAACAGUCCAUCCUACAGGCUUCAAUUCCAUUCCUCAAUAUUAAUAGAAUUUCCUUUGGGUGUCUGGCUUUAUUUUACUGGUGAUCCUGCUUUUGUUUUCACUCUUUUCAAUUCUCGUAGUUUUCAUUAUUUAGAUCUAGGCCACCGGCUUAACAACGUCGCAAUGGCAACCGAGGCCGCAAGUGUCUAUCCCUCCCUCGAGAACCGCCCUGUCAAGGGCACUAUCUGUCUGUUCGAUGUCGACGGCACCUUGACGCCUGCGCGCAGGACCGUGUCACCGGACAUGCUUGAACUUCUCUCUCGACUCCGUCACAAGUGUGCAAUUGGCUACGUUGGCGGUUCGGACUUGGCCAAGCAACAGGAACAGCUCGGCACCGCGUCCAUCAAUGUCACCUCCCUCUUUGACUUCUCCUUUGCCGAGAACGGCUUGACUGCCUACCGCCUAGGAAAGCCUCUCGCUAGCAACAGUUUCAUUCAGUGGUUGGGUGAGGAGAAGUAUCAGAACCUUGUCAAUUUCUGUCUGAAGUACAUUGCGGACACCAAGCUGCCCAAGAAGCGUGGUACCUUUAUCGAAUUCCGUAAUGGAAUGAUUAACGUUAGCCCCGUUGGAAGAAAUGCAAGUGUGGAGGAGAGGAAUGAGUUCGAGGCUUAUGACCAGGUUCAUAAUAUCAGAAGGGAUCUCGUGGAAGCUCUGAAGAAAGAGUUCCCUGACUAUGGUCUCACGUACUCUGUCGGUGGACAGAUCUCAUUUGACGUUUUCCCCACUGGUUGGGAUAAGACCUACUGCUUGCAACACGUCGAAGCUGAAAAGAACAUCUCCGGCGUCAAGUAUGAAACUAUCCAUUUCUUCGGUGAUAAGUGUUUUCCUGGAGGAAACGACUAUGAGAUCUUCUCGGAUAGCAGGAUUUCCGGUCACUCUGUCACUGGUCCAGAGGACACCAUGAAGAUCUUGAAAGAAUUAUUCCGGCUAUAAUUGAUCCCUGAGACGCAUACGCAUUUUUGCAUUAGUUAAGUGUUGUCUAGCAUAUUCGCCCAUUUACGUCGACAAUAUAGACAGAAGAGCAGUAGGACUCGUUUCCGUGGAAGUAAACAUUUUAUAAUUAAAGAUUAUCAGAUUGUG